UGAUGCAUGUAGCCGCCCUCUGUCGAGUGAGUGUCGACUCGUAAUCUGGAUUACCUUUCCUUAUUCUACUUUUGUACACUGACUCCACCUUUUCAGUUUUUUGGUUUUCACUUCCCUUCCCUCCAAACUUUACACCACAAUGUCCCCAUCAACCAUAUCUACAAUCUCCACUCCCAAGCAACCUCCGCCCCUCUCUCCUUUUUCCUUUUAAUCUCACAAAAUCUUUUUCUUCUUAAUUUCUGCCUCUACUACUCCCGCUCCUUCCUUCAUCACUCUUCUUCUUUCUUUUUAUUAUUAUAUUUGUAUGUUCCUUUCUUCUCUUUCUAUUCUAAAUCCCUUCACUUUUUAAAAAGGAAAAAAAACAAACAAACAAAGACUUGACAAAGAGAAAGAUGAGUGGGUUGUUCCGAUCCAAAUCUUGUGGGCUCGUCGGAAUCACUGAGUUCAACCAUGCUCCUCCCAGUCCAUUCUUCCACCAACCCGAAACCAACAAUUAUGAAACCAGUGACGAAGAAGAAGAAGGCUAUGAUGGGAACCCCAUCGCUACGACGCCGUUUAUAAGCCCCAAGUCGAGAUUUGGUAGUAGUCAGAGGCGAAGCGGUCAUUCCACGUCCAAAGACAAUAACCAGUACCCUUUUUUGGAUAUUUUGGCGGCCUUGUUAAGGAAGUCGCUGGUCACGUGCAGCGUCGAUACUGACGACGUGUCUUCCAUGGAUAUUAGCUUGCCAACUGAAGUCAGGCAUGUUUCUCACGUGACUUUUGACCGCUUUAAUGGUUUCCUCGGCUUGCCUACUGAGCUCCAGCAUGAUGUUCCCAGAAGGGUUCCCAGCGCCAGUGCAAGUGUUUUCGGAGUUUCUGCCGAGUCAAUGCAGUGCUCUUAUGAUGACCGAGGGAACAGUGUGCCAACUAUUCUUCUGAUGAUGCAGAAACGUUUGUAUGCAGGAGGAGGCCUUAAGGCGGAAGGGAUAUUCCGGAUUAAUGCCGAGAAUAGUCAAGAAGAGUAUGUCCGAGACAAGUUAAACAAAGGUGUAGUACCACGUGGAAUUGAUGUCCAUUGUUUGGCAGGUUUGAUAAAGGCAUGGCUUAGAGAACUUCCUAGUGGAGUACUUGAUUCCCUCACACCAGAGCAGGUGAUGCACUGCAACACCGAAGAUGACUGCAAUGAACUCGUGAAGUUACUUCCUCCAACAGAAGCUGCUCUCCUUGACUGGGCUAUCAAUUUGAUGGCUGAUGUGGUGCAGCAUGAAGAAUACAACAAAAUGAAUGCACGAAACAUUGCCAUGGUUUUUGCACCAAACAUGACUCAGAUGGCUGAUCCUUUGACAGCAUUGAUUCAUGCUGUGCAAGUAAUGAACUUCCUCAAAACACUGAUCUUAAAGACACUUAGUGAAAGGGAGGAAUCAGCUUCCAAGGACAGGUUGCUGUCAUCAUAUUCUCCUACUACCCACUCUGCAACUGCAGAUGGUGGGAUAUCCAACGAGCAAGUUCUGGGUUCAAGUCCAUCUAAGGAAGCUUCCGCGGCUAAGCUAUUGAGGGCUGCCACUCUCAGUAGAUUGGAAUGUGAUCCCGAAGAGAAACUAUGGAGCUCUUGGAGUGGUGAUGGGGAAGAGGAAUUUGAGUCGAUUUCAGGUAACAGCACGCCAAAUGCAUCUGAAAUGGCAACUGUUGAACAUGAACGUGGAGGUGGAGGUGGGCAUGAUAGCAAGGAGUGGCAAAGUUUAAGAAAAGGUGUAAGGCAGUUAUGCAGACACCCUGUAUUUCAGUUGAGUAAGUCAACUAAGAAGAGCCGAAACCUGGGGAUUGUAAAUACUAGAGGAGGUGGAUAAGCUCGAAUGUGAUACAUCAUUACCGUAUCCCAAAAUGUUUAUAUGUUUGUUUUGUAUCAUUGAGGUGAUUUGUGAUUGUGUAUGCGAAAUUUUAUAGUUUGUAGGAUUGGUUUGGAAGUACAAACUGAAAGCUAUAUAGAUGAAUGAUUUCUUCUUAGUCUCCUUGUACUAGCUUCAUGAUAUGCAAUAGUAGUACAGAAACCAAGCAAGUUUGAAAGAAAUAUAAAGUACUUUUUAUGAUUGCGUUGCC
Molecule: messenger RNA, 2076 nt
Organism: Gossypium raimondii (Peruvian cotton)
Lineage: Eukaryota; Viridiplantae; Streptophyta; Magnoliopsida; Malvales; Malvaceae
Product: rho GTPase-activating protein 3
Exons: 5
Coding region: 393-1826 (477 amino acids)
Biological process (GO): signal transduction
Molecular function (GO): GTPase activator activity
Source: RefSeq, a predicted model, not a curated record